UCUGGCUUAUUCAUUCAAUGAAUGUUAAUUAUGGAAGUAUUUCUGUUUAAUCUUGUUAAAUAAUUUUAAAUAUAUAUACUUUUUCUUUUCCAUCUGUUGUACGCUAUUGGAGUAAGGGAUUAUGUGAUAAAGUUUUAGUUGCUUGUGUUGAUGAGGUGAUGCUCAUGGAGCAUCAUCUAUUAUCAGAUAUGUUGGAAUACUAUUUGACAUUUGAUAAAAUUUGAAAUUUUAGUCUUUCUGUAGUCUUUAGGUCAAUCUAAUCUUUGUAUUAUAUGAAAAAGGAAAUGGAGGAUAUGUUCUUUGUAAUAAGUGACAUCUUGUCCAUGAGAAUGCAUGUAUUAUUGUGUGAAUGUGUACAUAUAAUGAAUUCGUAAAAGCUAAUAGUAUUUUUUGAAAAAGGAUAUAUUGAUUUAUAUAAUGAAGAGGCACAUUUACAAGUGGACUAUUCAUUAAGCUUUAUUAUCUUGAGAUGGCAAUAAUAAAGAUAUGUUUAAGAAUUCCGGGGAAGUACAGGGGAUGUUCUUUGCUCUGAAUAGCCAUGAGUUUAACCAGGAUAUGCUCCCUAGAGAGGGGUAGCGUGGAUGUUCUCCCCUGUUGAUGGAUGGAAGGAUAAGCUCGCUAUUGAGAGAUGUGAGGAUAUUGCUGGACGUAAAGAUGCUGUCUUCAUAGGAAGAUGCAAAGAUAACUGCUUCCAGUGGAGGAUGUGAGGGUAUGUGCUCUUGGAUAGUAAGGUGAAAUUACAUUUUAAAGUUUUUUAUUCUAGCAAGGUGCAAGAAAUAACUUCUGGAGCUCUGUUUUACUACUAGUUGAAUUAAUGAUUUUUUUUUUAUUUAUUAAUUGGUGUAUCAAUUUAUUUGAUUAGUGUGAGAUACAACUUAUGGAUAAUAUGAAGAAAGGAUGCAUUUACAGUAGCUUACAGAAAAAUAAAAAUAAAAAGAUUUAUAAAUUAUGAUGUUAGAAUAAGAGGAGGCUUGUUUUAUUUUUAUUUUUUACCCAUAUUGUCAUCUGUUGCUCCAUUUACAAGUAGCUGUAUUCAUUCUCUAUCUCUCUCCCCUUUCUGGUGCUGAUUUCCUUUUAAUGUGCAGGCUAUGUAUGUCCACAGUUUCAUAGUUGUCUCUUCAACAUAAAUGGCACCUAUUCAUACAGAAAUGACUAUUCAUAAAACGAACACAACUAUUCAUCAACAGACGAUACUUUUCUCAGUUUGUCUUUCCCUCAUUUUCUUCCUCCAAUUCCAAAUUCCCAACUUAACAUGCAAGCUAUUAUAACACUUGAUGUGAGGGUAGAACGUGCAUUGUUGAUGUAGUUAUUUAGCAGUGGCAGGAUUUCAAUUAGUUGUAGUUUCUGGUGGUUCUGUAACAAGAUUCAGUAAGUCUAAAUAGUGAAAUUUGAGGAGAAGUCCACCCAGGGAGGAGUUGGGUGUGACAGUAUCUGUUCUUAUAUACACAUACUUCUGCAUUUUGAUGGUUCAAAUUUAAGGAUAGCUGCCCAUUAAUAUAUUGGUCUAGUAUUUAAGUAGUUAAAGCUGAAGUGCCCUAAAAAGGUCAUAGAGUUCCUACUAAUGUUGGGGCAUUAUUCUAGUUAUUUCUGAUUGUUUAUUGAUUCGUUUGCUUACUUGCCUUGUGGUAACAUACUUUAAUAACAUGCAGUAAAAUACAACAAAUGAUUUCUGCCAUGUUGUGCUAACAAUAAAAGAAAGUUGACUUUGUCUCUUUAAUGUUUUGGAUCCUCUUAGGUGUUUGAUUUACUUUUAAUUCCAAAUGCACCCUCACUAGUGGCUUUAAGACAACAAUUUGAUAUUAUUGAUACAAUAGUACAAAACAUUACCAAUAAAUUUUAAUGAGAUUACCGCAUUUUUCUUUUCAAUUAAUUUUUGCCACUCUUAAUUGAUUUUCUUGCACUUCUUAUUAAUGAGUUGGAUAGUUUUGCGACUUUUGUCAAUAUAUGGAUAUUUAACCAAUUUUGGAUACUUUCAAGUGUCUGAUUUACUUUCAAUUCCAAAUGCAUGCUCACUAGUUGCUGUAAGGCAACCUUUCGACCUCAUUGUGCACUUUUUACAAGUGGUACUUGUAAAAUCAAUGAGAGUGCCACAUUUCCUCUUCAGUUAAUGUAUUACACUUUUUAGGUUUUUUUGCACUUUAUUAUUAAUCAAUAAAAAAGGUUCAAUGAAUUUGUUCAUACAUUUCAAUCUAAAUUUGUUCGAAAGAAUCAUAAAGAAACAAGAGAAAAAGGGAGACUGUAAAGUGAGAGGUUUUGAUCAGUAAGAAAUAUUUUAGUCUCUGAAAGAGAAGUUCAGUUCUUUUUUUUCUAAAGCAUAAAGAGAUGGAGGACAUAGAAGCAGAAUCUAUUAAGAAGGAAGAACAUGAAGCUGUAGCAUCCAUCUUCCAGAAAGCCAAUCGUCCUGUUACUUUGAAGUUUGAGGAUGUGGUAUACAAGGUUGUGUCCUCUAAACAAAAGUUAUGUCAAAAGGGGUUGAAACAAGAAGAAAGAGUGAUCUUAAAGGGGAUCACAGGCAUGGUUCUACCAGGUGAAAUGCUUGCCAUGUUGGGCCCAUCAGGUAGUGGCAAAACUACAUUAUUGACAGCUUUAGGAGGCAAACUUGGUGGAAAACUUGAAGGAACUAUAACGUACAACGGCAAGCCCUUCUCUAAUGCUAUUAAACGUAGUAUUGGUUUUGUUACUCAAGAUGAUGCUCUUUACCCCAACUUGACGGUGACUGAAACAUUAGUAUUCACUGCCCUCCUUAGGUUGCCUAAUAGUUUAACCAAAGAAGAGAAAGUCAUGCAUGCAGAGGCUGUUAUCACUCAACUUGGUUUAGUUAAGUGCAAGAAUAACAUAAUUGGAGGUCCAUUCUUGAGAGGGGUUUCAGGGGGUGAGCGGAAGAGGGUUAGUAUAGGUCAAGAACUACUUAUAAACCCUAGCUUGCUUUUCUUGGAUGAACCAACUUCAGGUCUUGAUUCCACUACAGCUCAAAGGAUUGUGUCUGCAGUUUGGGACCACGCGAAAGGAGGAAGAGUGAUUGUGAUGACUAUACAUCAGCCUUCAAGUAAGCUGUUUUACAUGUUUGAUAAGGUUUUAUUGCUAUCCGAAGGAAACCCUUUGUACUUUGGGAGAGGAUCAGAAGUUAUGGAUUACUUUUCUACCAUUGGCUAUACUCCUUCAGUUGCAAUGAAUCCUUCAGAGUUUCUUUUGGAUCUGGCAAAUGGUUUAGCAUCAUAUAGUGAUUCUCACAACAACCAAGCCAAGGUCAAGAAGAUUCUACUUUGUGCCUAUAAGAGCAAUCUGGCCGACAAAUUGAAGGCAGAGGUUGAAGCAAUUGAGGAUCAUCGUCUUCAAGAUGGAAUGAAUGAGAAGCAGUCUUCACAAUGGCCUACAACUUGGUGGCAACAGUUCACAAUCUUGCUUAGAAGAGGAAUAAAAGAAAGGAGGCAUGAGUCCUUUUCUGGACUAAGGAUUUGCCAAGUCUUAAUGGUAGCCCUCCUUGUAGGUUUAAUAUGGUGGCAAACUGAUAUUUCUCACUUGCAAGAUCAGAUUGGUCUCCUCUUCUUUAUCUCUGGAUUCUGGGCUUUUGUUCCUCUAAAUCAAGCAACAUUCACCUUCCCCAAAGAACGGAAGAUGCUCACAAAAGAACUAUCUUCAGGCACAUAUAGGCCAUCAUCGUAUUUCAUGUCAAGAAUGAUUAGUGAUCUUCCAAUGGAGCUUGCCCUUCCAACAGUAUUUGUUACCAUAACAUACUGGAUGGGAGGGCUUAAACCCGCACCAAAAAAUUUUUUGCCCUCCCUAUUUGUUAUUUUAUUCAAUGUUCUAGUAUCACAAGGCAUGGGUCUUGCUCUUGGUGCGACGAUAAUGGAUCAAAAAUCUGCUGCCGUACUCGGACAGGUGAUAAUGCUAUCCUUCCAACUAUCUGCAGGAUUCUUCAUUCAACAUGUCCCUUCCUUCAUUGGAUGGAUUAAAUACUUCUCCAUUUGCUUCAACGCAUUAAAGCUGUUGUUGGGAUCUCAGUACAAGCCUAGUGACACAUACCCUUGCGGUGAAGGUGUUUGUUCAGUUGGUGAUUUUCAUAUGAUAAAGACAGCGGGUCUUGAUGGGCAAGUUCAAUCUGCUAUUACUUUAGCUGUUCUGCUUGUGGGUUUUAGGCUUCUUGCUUAUCUUGCAAUUAUUAGGAUUGGAAGGAUUAGAAAAUAGAAAUUUAUUAACCAUAAUAAAGGGCAUCCUCUCUUGAAUCGUUCUGAGUUACGUCUCACGUAUUAGUUUCAUGUGUACCAAGGAAGUGAAUACUUCCUUGCUUGUUUGUAUGAGAAAAAGUUUGGAUAUACAUUAAUAGUGUUUAAAUUUCUACGUUUUAUAAUUUGCAUCUGUCAAAAUUUAAAUUCA
This is a messenger RNA of Jatropha curcas, 4374 nucleotides long. RefSeq names its product ABC transporter G family member 9. Gene Ontology annotation, biological process: transmembrane transport. Gene Ontology annotation, cellular component: plasma membrane. The record is from RefSeq and is a predicted model, not a curated record. Lineage: Eukaryota; Viridiplantae; Streptophyta; Magnoliopsida; Malpighiales; Euphorbiaceae. Gene Ontology annotation, molecular function: ABC-type transporter activity; ATP hydrolysis activity; ATP binding.